Messenger RNA from Calliphora vicina (urban bluebottle blowfly), 2274 nucleotides. RefSeq names its product probable peroxisomal acyl-coenzyme A oxidase 1. The transcript has 8 exons. The coding region runs from base 93 to 2111 and encodes 672 amino acids. The record is from RefSeq and is a predicted model, not a curated record. Gene Ontology annotation, molecular function: acyl-CoA oxidase activity; FAD binding; fatty acid binding. Gene Ontology annotation, cellular component: peroxisome. Gene Ontology annotation, biological process: fatty acid beta-oxidation using acyl-CoA oxidase; lipid homeostasis. Lineage: Eukaryota; Metazoa; Arthropoda; Insecta; Diptera; Calliphoridae.
AAUUUAGUUAUUUUUUAGCAGUAGUUGCAAAAACACCUAAAAACAAUUUAUAAUAAAUAUUAUUUGAAAAGAUUUUAUAAACGAAAAUAAGUAUGAGUAUUGUACCAAAAACUGUUAAUCCUGAUUUGCAAAAGGAACGCCAAAAUGCUACAUUCAAUGUGGAGGAUUUCGCAUUGUGGUGGCAUGGAGAUGCAGAGCAAUUAAAAUUUAAACGAGAAUUGGAAACUUACAUGCUAAAUGAUAGAAAUGAGGAUGCAUCUACGGUGCACUACAAGUCACACGAAGAUAUUUACAACACAGCAGUGGAAGAUGCCAUUAAAGCUGCCCAGAAAUUGCGUAAAUUGCAAGAGCAACGAAAUCCUGGUGGCAAGGAUAUAUGGCCUGGCAAAUAUGGUGCUCCUGAAUGCUGGGGAUCUAUGCCCGCUGGCAAUCCUUUCACCGUACAAUUUGCCAUGUUAGUUGAUGCCAUACGCAAACAGGGUACGGACGAACAGUUUGAGAAAUUUGGCAAAAGGGCAGAAAAUUUUGAAAUUUGUGCCACUUAUGCUCAAACCGAAUUGGGUCAUGGCACCUUUUUACGUGGCUUACAGACACGCGCCGAUUUUGAUCGUGAUACCGAUGAAUUUGUUUUGAAUACCCCCACAUUGACUGCAUAUAAAUGGUGGCCUGGAGGAUUGGGCCAUUCUUCCAACUAUUGUUUGGUGGUGGCCAAUUUAUACAUCGACAAUGAUCCCAAAGGUAUGGCCAUGUUUAUGGUUCAAUUGCGUGACGAAGACACCCAUAUGCCUUUGCCGGGCAUCGAUGUGGGUGAUAUUGGCAAGAAAUUGGGUUUCUUUGGUGUUAAUAACGGUUAUUUGGGUUUGAAAAACGUGCGCAUUCCUCGUACAAAUAUGCUGAUGCGCAAUGUUCAAGUUAAUCGUGAUGGUAGCUACGUUAAAAAUCCUGUAACAGUAUUGGCCUAUUUCUCUAUGGUCCUAGUAAGAUGUAUUAUAGCGCGUAAUAAUGCCUUAGUGUUGUCGAUGGCAGCUACCAUUGCCACUAGAUAUUCGGCGGUAAGAAGACAAAGUCCCAUUAAUAACAAUGAACCAGAACCCCAAAUUAUAGAUCAUGUGACACAACAAAUGAAAUUAUUCCCGGAAAUUGCCUCAAGUAUUGCUUACAAAUUGGCUGCUACGAAAUUGUGGUCUUUGUAUGAUCAAACCUCGGCCGGUAUUGAACUUGGUGAAUAUUCACAUUUGCCCGAAAUGCAUGCUUUAGCCUGUUCCAUGAAAGUAUUGUGUUCUAGUGAUUCGGCUAGUGGUGUAGAACGUUUGCGUUUAGCCUGUGGUGGACAUGGUUAUUUGACUUCCUCCAAUUUGGGUAAUUUAUAUGUGGCUGCUACAGCUGCUUGCACGUAUGAGGGCGAAAAUACGGUUUUGUUAUUGCAAGUGGGUAGAUUUUUAAUGAAAUCUUAUCGUCAGGCUUUAGCUGGUGAGCCCUUGUCACCUACGGUGGCAUAUCUGAGAGAUUCAUUAAGAAAUUCUGAUUUUGGUGAAUGGUCGGGUUCUUGGCAGAAUAUGGUUAAAGCUUUGCAAUUCACAGCAGCCAAUAAAACUCGAAUUGCUUUUGAGAAUUACUCAGAACGUUUGAAAUCGGGAGAAACUGAGGGUGAGGCGGCUAACAAUACCGGCCUUGAAUAUACCCAAGCUGCAGAGUUACAUGGCCGCUCUUUUGUUAUUGCCAACUUUUUGGAAGAAGUCACUGGACCCAGUGGCAAAUUACGCAAUCCAGCUUUUAAUAAAGUUUUAGAAGAUCUUUUAGAAUUGUAUUUGUUACACAUUACUUUGAAACACAUGAAUGAUAUAUUGAGAUUUAUUAAAAUCUCCAAUGCUGAUUUACGCUCUUUGCAAAGCCGCCUGGAGCAGGCCUUAAAAUCUUUAAGACCUAAUGCAGUGGCCAUUUGUGAUGGUUUUGAUUAUCACGACAAUAGCUUAAAAUCCACCUUGGGCUCCUAUGAUGGCAACGUUUAUGAACGUCUCUUUGAGGCUGCCAAAAAGAGUCCUCUGAAUAAUGAAUCCGUACCAAAGUCUUUCCACACACAUUUGAAGCCAUUUAUGAAAUCAAAAAUGUAAAGAUUACAUUGUAGACAUUAAUAUGUUUUUAAUUAAUUUAAGAAAUAUUUGGAAAAUUUGUGAUCAAUACGUUUAAUUGUUAAUUUUGUAAAAAUAAUGCACUUUAUCAUUUCAAGUUGAAAUUGAUAAAAAUAUAAAUUGAUAUUGGAAAAAAGAAAUGAAA